CAUAACAUGAAAAUAUGCCACUAAUAUAAAAGCUUGCCUAAUGUGUCAUCCUCUUUAUAAAUUUGUAACACCUAUGUCUUCUUAGUAGCAAAAUUUCAUGUGUAUGAUGAGAGUAGAAGUCAAAAGUUUGUACUCCAACUUUUGACAGUAGUAAUUUUUUGACUUAAUUUCUAGAUUAACAAUGCCAGUUCCUUUAGCUCCAUAUCCAAGUCCUCCAAUACCAUUUACACCCCCUGCAGCUGGUACAGAAAGCCAACUAGUGUGUUCAGGAUGUCGAAAUCUUCUGCUUUAUCCGAUCGGAGCAACCUCGGUUUGCUGUGCUGUUUGCAAUACUGUCACAGGUGUUCCUCCUCCUGGUACUGAAAUGGCACAAUUGGUGUGUGGAGGUUGCCACACUUUACUAAUGUACAUUCGUGGGGCCGCAAGUGUACAAUGCUCGUGUUGUCAUACCAUAAAUUUGGCCUUAGAGGGAAAUCAAGUAGCACAUGUGAAUUGCGGAAAUUGUAGGAUGCUAUUGAUGUACCCUUAUGGUGCACGAUCUGUGAAAUGUGCCGUGUGCCAAUUCAUCACGUCUAUUGGGGCGACGCCAAGCAACAUAGAACAAAAGCUUGUCGCUUAAGAGCUUCAUAGUGACGUCUCAACUUGCCGACAUCUAUAGAGUUACCAAAACAAUUUCUCUUAUGAGAGAUUGUUAAUACUGUAUUACUACUAUUGUCAUGAUUAUUGCUGACCUAUUUUAAGUGGUGAUUUUGUAUAUAUAACCAAAUGUAUGUUGAUUUGGUACAAUAAUAAAUAGAAUAAGAUGUUUUCGCUUUGAUGAUUUCA
This is a messenger RNA of Erigeron canadensis, 825 nucleotides long. Its product is annotated as protein LSD1-like. Lineage: Eukaryota; Viridiplantae; Streptophyta; Magnoliopsida; Asterales; Asteraceae. The coding region runs from base 182 to 619 and encodes 145 amino acids. The record is from RefSeq and is a predicted model, not a curated record. The transcript has 6 exons.